CAGCAAUAAUGUGAUGCUCUCGGCCGACACCGUUUCAUUUCCGCACUUACAGCAUCACCUCUACCUCCAUCACCGCCAUGCAAUCCUCUCUUCGCCGUCGAGUUCUUGUGGUUGGUGCUACCGGCAACCUCGGCCGUCUCGUCGUCAAGUCCCUCGUUCGGGACGACCUCACGGACGUGGUCGCGCUCUCUCGUCGCGCGCCGCCCACGUCCGACUCGUCUGUGCGAUGGGUGCAAGGCGACAUGCUCCAGCCUGCUUCAUUGACGCAAGUUCUGGCCAACGUGGACACAGUCAUCAGCACUGCCAACGGGUACAUGAAGGAGUCGAUCGAAGCCGACUACUUGGGCAACAAGAACCUCGUGGACGCCAUCGCGUCGUCGCCCCACGUCACGCGCUUUGUGUUUCUGAGCAUCACGGGCUGCGACCAUGCACCCGACGUGCCCCACUUCCACGCCAAGGCGGUCACAGAGGCGCUGGUCAAGGCUACGAGCAUCCCGUACGUGUUUAUUCGCGCGUCUGCGUUUCUCGACCAGUCGCCGGAUUGGGUGGCCGACAACGUUCCCAAGGGUCGGUACCUCAGCAUCGGCGAUACCACAACCCCGUGGUCGUACACGUUGAGCGACGACUUGGCCGACAACUUGGCGACCGCCGCGGCCACUUCGGACGACGCCAUCGCCAACCAAACGAUUGACAUUGGCUGGCAGGAUGGCCCCAAGACAAAUGCGCAGAUCCAAGCGCUGGUUGAACAGGCGACGAACACGAAACUGACCAAUGUGACCGUGCCGUGGUGGAUCCUCUCGACCUUCAAGUACCCGACCAAGCUGUUGCAUGCGCUGGCGUACGACAUCAUUACGAUGCUGCUGUUCUUCCGGACAGGUAAGUUUGUCGCCGACACGACCAACCAAGCGCGGUUCCUGGGCCCCGUGCCCACUUCUGAAGAAGCUGUCCGUCGAUGGGCCAAGAAAAAUCACCUGGGCAACUAGACGAGUACUAGUAGUAGUAGCAUAUAUAUAUAUAUAUUAA
Aphanomyces astaci is the source of this 1023-nucleotide messenger RNA. RefSeq lists its product as hypothetical. Lineage: Eukaryota; Oomycota; Saprolegniomycetes; Saprolegniales; Verrucalvaceae. The transcript has a single exon. The record is from RefSeq and is a predicted model, not a curated record. The coding region runs from base 78 to 983 and encodes 301 amino acids.